Erythranthe guttata (spotted monkey flower) is the source of this 540-nucleotide messenger RNA. Lineage: Eukaryota; Viridiplantae; Streptophyta; Magnoliopsida; Lamiales; Phrymaceae. The record is from RefSeq and is a predicted model, not a curated record.
UGUUCAGCCAACCCGAUUUGUGUAUUUUCUAUGUCAGGGCAAGGUUCGAGCAUAGGGCAAGGUUCGAGCACAGGGCAAGGUUCGAGCACAGAUUAUGAUGUAGUAGUACACGUGGACUUUAACGAUGCAGGUCUUCCAGUCGGGCGUCGGAGGAACCGAUUGGUGCGGGCCAUUGCUAGUCAAGUUACACAUUGUGACCUUUUUAGUCCUUGCAUUUCUUGGCCUAAGCACAAAAAAGACGGUCGGGUUGAGCAAUUGUGGUUACGAUUCAAGGACAAAUGGAAACUUCCUGAUCGAGAUGCUACGAAGAAAGUUGCAAGAUCAAGAUUUUCUUCUGUUAGAAAUGAAGAGUUGGAGACUACAGUCGAACUCUUAGAAGGAGAAUUGCAAGAAUCGCGAAAUGAAGUGAGCUCACUUAAAGAAUCUUUUAACUCAUUACUUAAUACUUUAAGACAAAAAGGAAUUGUCGAUCAGCCCAUCUCCAAAACUCCAAAUUCGGGUACUUCAAAUGACGGCGAAGAACGACUCAAUUCGGAUUAA